AUGCAGAAAUUCGGCUGUCCCGAGCGGUUCACUCAGAUUUUGCGUCCGCUCCAUGAUGGCAUGACAGCGUGCGUGACGGACAAUGGAGCGGUCUCAGAAUCAUUCGCAGUGACCAAUGGAGUGAAGCAGGGCUGCGUCCUCACGCCUACCCUCUUCAGUCUCAUGUACUCUGCCAUGUUGAUGGACGCCUAUCGUGAUGAACGCCCCGGGAUCCGCGUGGCCCACAGGACAGACGGUCAAAUCCUCAACCGCCGGUGGAUACACUUCCAGUCGCGUGUAUCCACAGCUUCCAUCCAUGAACUCCUGUUCACUAAAGAAUGCGCUCUCAACGCCACCUUUGAAAGCGACAUGCAAAAGACUGGGGACCUCUCCGCCGCCACCGGCAACAACUUCGGCCUGACCAUCAACACGGAGAAAACGGUGGUUAUGCACCAACCGCCACCUCACGCUGCCUUCGAUACACCUCAAAUCAACGUGCACGGCGCCCAUUUGCAAGCCGUGAAAACCACCUCUCUUGGCAGAACCCUCUCUUGCAGCACCAAGAUCGACGAUGAAGUGACACGCCGAAUUCUCAAGGCCAACUCAGACGAGGUGACCCAUCGGAUCUCCAAAGCCAGCCAAAGCCAGUCAGUCGCCAGCAGAACACUGUGUAGAAUCGUCACUGUCUCCAUCUCAGUACCAAACUGAAGAUGUGCAAAGCGGUCAUCCUGUCGAUGCUGCUGUACGAAGCGGAGGCUUGGGCGAUGUACUAGAAGUAGGCGCAGAAGCUCAAACCCGAUCACGGACACGGACGUACUGCAACGGACAAUAAUCCUCAGCAUCCACGCCAUACUGAAAUAUUUGCAACUGGGCUGGAGCGACCACCUCGCGCAGACGGGUGACGAGCUGUUUCUCAUGCGACCCUUCUAUAGAGAUGUCGCCGCAGGUUCUCGUCACCAAGGAGACCAAUUCCAGCACUACAGGGACGCCCUUAACGCUCCUCUGAGCCGUCUGCAGAUCAACUCGACCAACUGGGAGGACACCGCCCGUGAACGACCGGCCUGGAGGAGGACAGUGAGGACUGAAACAGCGAUCUUCAGAGUCAACCUCCCUCCCUAGACGCCAAAGCCAAGCGCGAAGCUCGCAAAUCUCAAUUGCCUGCACCUUUCAGGGCCAAUAAUCAACAGCCUACAACCUGCCCACGGUGUCAGCGGACGUUCGGGACACUAAUCGGACAUUUACGAACCAACGGUAGCAUCCGGGCCACAUCGUCCUCUCUCCCCACGUCGACAAUCCACCGUAUCCACUCCAUUGAUCUUCCAUUGCCGUUCUUCGUCCCGUGAACAACUUCUGUGGUGGCCGCUACCCCAAUACCACUGCACACAACCCUGACGCACCGACGAACAUCAAUCUCACCACUGCCAACACAAUCGAUUUAGACUCUUUUCAUACCUGUCUUCAUUGCGAUCGCACAUUCACCUCACACACUGGCCUAGUCGGUCACUUGCGAAUCCAUUGCAGAGGUGCUGGCGAACCAGUACCUGGAGCUCUAACCUACACUCGCCGCAUCCGCCUCCACAGUCCACGCUGCCCUUGCUCAUGUACUCACCGCAUGGACCCAUUAGGCCGCACGCAUAUUCACGACAGCGAAAUGUGCCGCGGUCCAGACACACCUAGCACAUCUUGUGCACCAACCAUACCUUGCGCCCACCACCAGCAGCUUCAUUACCGCCACCAUCAUCUAAACCGGCUUUGACAUUGCCUACACUGUUCAUGUGCAUUCACCUUACCCAUCGGCCUGGUUGGUCACUUGCGAAUCCAUCUCACAAAGACCAGCAAGCCGAUGUCUGGAGCACCAUCCUACACUCGCAGCAUCCAUCCCAACUGUCCUUAAUGCGUCCGUACAUUCACUAAUCUCAUUGGUUCAUUGGGUCACAAGCGCAUUCGCGAAAACCUGCGGUAGGCAACCACCAGUUACACCAAAUCGCCUGUCCAGCACCUGCUUCACACAACAUCACCACUGCAAGCACUCGACUGCCGCAUCCCAUACAAGUGGGAAAUGUGCUUCUCGGCUCCUUCUUCUUGCGGCUCCUCUUCUGCUUGUAUGGUCCGAGUCUAAGAAUAUCACGCUGCGCCAGGCGUCGUGGUUCGGAAGGCUGCAGACUGAAUCCCCAAUUCAGUCCACGCAGUCUACCGAGUUGUGUGUGUGUUCGAGUGGAAUGACGGACUGGUGAACUGUGAGUCAAGCUUCACCACCUUCUCCUCAAAAUGACGUCUGGGACUCACACAUGUGUGGAAUGUGUGUGUAUUCCAUGGGCAGUUGUCAAUAGAAGCGAAGAAAUGGUAGACCCCAGUGGUGGAACAGGUGCGCCUGUGCGCAUGUUUGUGUUUCCGAUACCAGCUGGUGGUCAGGGUUAUGAUUGGCUGAAUGAAGGCAAACAAGCCCGAAACAGUGCUGUAUCAAUCCACACCCCAGACUCUGUCGUCUCCCCUCUGCUAUCAUAGCUUGGCCGACUUCGGCCUGGUAGGUGGUUGCCUGUUCGUGUUUGAAUUAGUAACACCAACCCGGUCUUUUGACGACGGGUUGGUGUCACCACCUCGAUAAUUCACGAGUACAACUCGAUUUUUUCGACGAGCCUUCUAUCUUCAUCAUAUUAUCUCGGAAUGCACUCUACCUCAACCAUUCAUAUAUGUAUGAGUUGGAACGCACACAUCCCAAGAAAUAUAAUUUGAAGGCAAAUACGUUCCUUGGAACGGCCGCUCACUGGCCGAAGCACCAAACGAAUAUUGAUUUCUCGACACGUUUAAAAAGUUAAGUGUUUUUUGCACAUUGCCCGAGUCUGACGACGACACGGGGAACGGAUGCCGAAAAUUUACUCAGUAAAGUUUUUUUCCUUUUCCCAAAGAACGUAUUUGCCUUCAAAAAACUAUAUAUGACACAACGUUUACUGUCGCAAGUAGCAAGCCAGCGGAAGGACAGAAUGGGAUCAAGCAAGAUCUUUACCACAACAGUGAGGGUGACGCACUUACUGGACAUGUUUAUAUACCUCCCUUCAUAAAACCUGAGGCGCGAUGAUGAUCGGCAACGGCCAUGAAACACCUGCCUAUUUCCGACCUGUUGCGUGCCUAAUGAGCUGUUUACGUAUUAUACGUGGUAUGUAUCCUACGACAGAACGUUCGUUGUCGCCUAUAGAAAGCUUGAGGGCGAAAAAAUUGGGAACGAGCAAGACCCUCACUAGAACAACGAAGGUGAGGCGCUUACUUGACAUGCUGUUGGCAUGUAUCCAAGUAGGAAUUAAUACACAUUGGUCCAUUGGUUUCUCGAAGAGAACGAGCUCCAGAUUUGCGCCGGAGGUCAGGAACAGGCAAUCAUAAGCCGGGCCGAGCCCAACCAACCCAUGAUAACAGAACUAGGGACCCCAUUCAUUCAAUCAACAUUUUCGUAUUAAAUUUCUAUAUCAUCAACAAAACGUGGGGUAUUUUUUGAAGUCGCGUCGCGCAACCCGUAUGUGGCAAGCCUCAUAAACAGACAGAAGGUCCCAUCCAAAGUGAAGCGCUUUUUUCAAGCAACCGCGUUUCCAACUGAAUGGCAGUCAUGAAGUCUGUUCGCUAGGAUCAAAUAACUUACUGUGUCGAAGGAACUCACAAAGUCAAAAAAGGCCUUCCUCGUCGUGUUCACCUUUCUCAGCAUUCCCCCAGAAGGUUCAUGGGUCAGAAUCAUUCACUAAAUAAGCCGCUGAGGAGGUUUGCUUUUGCAGCUCCACUUGAUCGACACCAUAAGUUUGGUUUCCUAAAACAAUUUUUGUUCGGUUCAGUUCAGUGUAUUUGAGAGAAAGUAGGUGUAUACCUUUGAAAUCCCUAUUGGCUACACGCAGAGGAAGUACAUGCAGAAAGUGGAAAGGAGGUAACAUGAAAGAAAUGCAAGGGGAAUAUCAAAAACUGUACAGAUUAACACAGUAUUUCAUGAGUUAAGAUUAUUUAAAGGCAUAUAAACUCGGUUUAUCGAGUAGAUACAGCAGACAGUUGAAGCACACCUAAGAUACAUGGAAAGUGGUACAGGCAUCUUGGUGAGUGCGAGCAGCGUCGUGCGACGUGGUUUAAACAUUAAUAAACUACAUAAACACGUGUUACUUAAAUGUUGAUAGUAGCAUCAUCAUAUCACUAAAUUGUCAACGUUGGCUAUCAAGGCGGCUGCAGUCAGGCGGCAUUGUGGUGCGCACUCCGAUGUUGAUUUAGCCUCCUUUUAAAAGUGUCUACGGAUCCAGACAUAACAACGUCCUCAGGCAAAACAUUCCAAGCUGCAACCACUCUGUUGGAGAGGAAGAACUUUCGUGCGUCUAGCCGGGCAGCAGUCACACGUGGUUUGAGUGGAUGGCCUCUCGGAUUAGUCGUAUUCGCCAACUCGAAGAAGUCUCCUAAUGCGAGGCAGCGAUGCUGAAAGCUGGUAUCAGAUCCCCUUGUAUCUGUCUGUAACUCAAAGAAAAGAGAUCAAGACUAGCUAAUCGUGUUUCGUAUGGUAGUGACCACUGUCCAGGUACAAGUUUCGUUGCUCGCCGUUGAACUUUUUCGAGUAUGCUGAGGUCUUCAGCGGUCCACUCGCUGGAUUAGGAAGGGAAAAAGGCAAGCAGAGCACAAGGCACGCGCAGGGAUGCGGGUGAAGGUGGCGUGUACACACUCUCCCCGCUACAUAGCUACACGCUGGAUUGUUUAGAUAAGGAGGGAACCGCGUGGUAAUUAGCAGUGCAUGCCCACUGAAGUGGAACUAACAGAGUUCCAAUCCGUCCGAAAAGUUCCAUUAGCAAGCCUACUUAAACACUUGCUGGAUUAGGAUAAUAAAGAGGGCACAAGCAGGACUCGAAGCACGCGCAGGGAACUGGUGUCUGAUAUAAACGAGGAUGUCAUUUAAGCCCUCCUCCCCCCCCCUCGGCGCAGUUACUCGCUGCAUUAAAACGGUAUGGAAGGUGCAAACGCGUGAUAUUUGUAAAUUUAACGUAAUUGCGCCUGCUAAAAUUGUUUUAGGAAACUAACCCUAUGAUAUCAAGCAAAUAGUACUGCAGAACGAGACCCCGCCAAGCCAUUUUGACUGGACUAAAACUAUUUAUUGGCCGAAGAAGAACUAAUACGUCCAAAAGGAUUUUCUCUGUGAUUCUCUAUACUACACUGAAGAAGCCAUGGCGACGCUGAUCUGCCGCUAGCCAACCGCAGUCCUCCUUGGGCAAGAAGUUGGCCUGCGUUUAUCGUCAGCCACUUGGUACGCAGAGCUUUCGAAGGCUGACCACUCGAAAAAGUUGUCUUGAAUCAUAAGUGGAUCGUCGUUUUUGAUCACCUACACAAAACUUCGGGGGAAGUAUUUCAACGAGUAUGGAAGCAGAUUCUUCAGAGGCCUCUAUUUAGCACUACUGUUAUUCCAUAACAAUUGGAAGCCCAUUGUUCUUCCUCUAUCUACGGAUAUGACCAAGACACUGAACUAGCGUAGCCUGAAUUGGUCGAGUUUAAUAACGACUCCGGAUCUAUAUCGAGAUGCAAACCUUCGCUCCCUGGGAGCGUACAUCAGUAGAAGAACCGCAGACUACUUUCUUUGGCUGUUUGCCGCCUAAGCUUACGGAUUAUCUAUGGGGUGAGAGUCUUUAGGCUGGCGUGCAUCCUUAGUGCACGAGAGGGCGGGUUAUAAACUCAAACGAUAAGUCAAUUACGAACGCCAAAAGUUAAAGUUUAUUUUAAAGACACCGUUUUAGCGUUACCAAGUCGCAACAGAUUUCUUGUAGACAAUGUCAAAGCAUCUUCCUAACGGCUUAGCAAUAAAUCUUUCGUGCUGAACUUCCACAUCACAUCAAAAUCUCCCGAAAACGGAUUUUCAGACAUUCCCAGCAGGACGCAGAAAAGAGAAGGGUGAUCAUAUACCGCCGGAAAUCCCUCUUUUUUCAAGAAUGUCCGUGUAGGGCCUGAUUACUGCACCUGUGUGCUCAAAACUCUACAUAACUGCAAUUAUAGUUGCUUAGUUCCUUGUAGAUCUUUGUAGUUCCUUGAAGCCUUCCUUGUGCUUUUUGUUUAUGUGGGUGCCCAAUGGUCUGGCUUAAAAGAGUGCCUACUGCAGGAUAAAGGAGCAGGAAUCCAAAUGAACUCGUCUCUAAUUGAGGGUAUGCCUUUAAUUUCUUUUACUCCUCCAACCAGGUCAAUCAGAAAGUUGUUGCUUGCGACAACAAUUCGACUGCGCGCGCCAGAGUGUGCGUAUACCAGCCCAACCUAAUUCAUAGUACCCCACGGCGACGUACUGGCAUUCAAGUGAACGUAUGAUAUCUUGCCAAUUUGAACUUCUAGUGUAGAGUUAUCAAGCGGCAGUUCUACUCCGAACAGGCAACAGAGAGACUUGAGUCGCCACUCUAUUCUGUUCCGCAAAGAAUAGAAGAAAACCAACGGGCUGCUAAAGAUAAUACAAAUUCCGUCAUUUUUACGCCAAAAAACUCGGAAAGGAUUUUCGAAAAAGGCAAAGCACUGCCCUUUAGUAAACUAUACGUUGAGGAAUUAUUAAACUCGGUUGACCCGAAUAUCCAAUUCAUGAUGGAAGCCGAAACAAACAACCAACUUCCCUUCCUCGAUGUCCUUGUGCGUCGGCGUGUAACUGGGCAAUUACAAACUACCGUUUUCAGAAAAGUCACCGGCACAAGACAAGUACUACACUUCAACAGCAAUCACCCCCUCUCUCACAAAACAGCCGUGUCCGUACUCUUUUCCAAAGAGUUGAAGCACAUUGCAGCACACCAGUCGACAAAAGAGUUGAACGACAAUACCUUCAUAACGUCUUUCGAACCAAUGGAUACCCAAAGUACUUCAUCAAGCAAAGCAAGCACUGAGUCAACAGAUGACGUCCACAAGAAAAACAACCCGAAGUCUGGAGGGCUAUUCCUUACAUUAAAGGAAUCUAUGAAGCGGUUUCACGGCUGUUACAACCCGCCAGGUUAGGCAUAGCCCAUCUACCCCAGGAAACAAUUUGUCGCCGUUUGAUGCAACCCAAAGACGUACUGUCACUCACUGAAACGUCAGCAGUUGUCUAUCAAAUACGGUGUAACGAUAGAGAUUGCAACUGCGUUUGGGAAACCGAACGGAAAUUGCAGACCCGUCUACAUGAGCACAAACUGGCAACUCGAAGACUAGACCCAAACUCGCAGCUUGCGGCUCACAUCGAUAAAACCUGUCACAGUUUUGAUUUUCAAGGAGCAGCCGUCUUAGGCAGGGGCACCUUAAGGACAGAGCGUCAACAAUUGAGGCUUGGUGCUCAGAUGCCAACUCCAUUAACAGGCAUCUAGACCUUCCUUCGGCCUAUAAAGUCCUACGUCAAUACAUACGCCGUGACGAAGACAAGACAGUCAUACGGCGCCUAAGACUACCGAGCAAACACGGCCUGUCGACCAAUUCGCCCAAAAGGGGAACGCAAACGCAACUAACCCCAACUGAGUUGACGACACACAAUACAGGAGGCCACCAACACUCACAGGCGACGACCAGUAGGCCAAGGCACCGAAAGAGGAACAAAAUCGAUCAGCCCAAGGCCAACUAAUCCGGCUGUCCAUUCAAAAAUUCUGAUCAAUUUUUUCACUAGACGCUUUGAUAAUGGAGAGCCGCCCCAGUUCUUCGAAACGUCAGCCAAUUAAGUACCUCGAUCUGGGGAGCACUUCAUUUUUCUCAGAUUAUCAACCCGGAUCUUUUACUUUUUCUAGCCUGAAAUUAAUGUCAGUUCCUAUCAAACAUGCAUUAUCUUCACUUCUGUUUCGUAUAGUAUUCUUGAGUACUGCAGAAGACCCUAUCAAAAGUUAAAUAAGCUGAUGUAAGGGAACGAACAAGGUUGAACUUUUGCAGACAUUUGGAAUCAAUGAGAAAGGUGCAUUACUAAAGUGGUAAAUUUUUUUAGCGUACCGGGUAAAGGUGACCGAAACUAUGCUCAUUAUAAAUUUUUCUAAUCAGUUUUUCAAUCUCGUCCAAAUAAUAUUUUCCAUUUGGAAAUGAACCAAGUAAUGUUGGCCGAUGCUUUAAAAGUUUCGGCCCAUACUCUCAAUAGUGCUAAAUGCAUGCAAUUGCCAGACAAUUACAGUCACCCCAAAAUUCUAAAAACCACUGGCUCGACACUUGCAGCUCGUUCGUUCGAUAAGAUUUAAUCAGUUUUUCUCCCCAAGAAUGCCUUUCGGUCGACGAGUCUUCCUCCAAAACUGAUUAAAUAUGAACGAACUUAUGAGUACUACUCGCGUAUUUACUAGUGGCAAGUCAUGCAACUGAAUGGUACUUAUCCAAGCUUCAGUCAGUUAUCAGAAAUGUAAGGGGAUCUGAAAACUGGAAAAUGAGUGGCAAGAAAUAUUAUUGACCUUCUCGCUUUAAAGCCAUCUGAAAGAAUGUAGUCAAAGGGCGGUGGAUCGCCCUCUGUGGAUAAGAGGAGAGACACGAUGUUUUUUCGGGCUAAGUUGAAUCGAAAAGUUGAAAUAACGUCGAAGAAAGUAAGGCCCCGACUGCAUACAACAAACAGUAAAGAUUUUGGGUCAGAUAACCUUUUCUGCUCUAGCAACAGGCUUAAUACUUAUUCAUUUAGCUACCCAUCGCGGAAACUAUAAACUGUACUAAAUGGAAGAGGCUGACCUUCAGUAAUAUCCGCGACUUUACGUAAAAUAAUCCGACAAGUUGCCAAAAAGCGACCUGCGAAGGGAUUUGUGGAUUUUCAGCGGGCUUAGUGGGCAAGAGAGCCAUUUGUACUUCACAAGUUGAAGGUGAGUUAAUGUUCGCGGACGCAUAGGAUUGAAUACAGUCCACGUCACUGCCACUGUUGACUACCCGCCUCCAUGUAUAUGAUGAGGGGAGAAAACGUUCGUUUAACUCAGUCAGCUACCCAGCAAUCAGCAGGACAAAAAAGAGCGCCCAUGAGCAGAAUUUUGCGUUGCGAGUUAGCCGGGAGGCUGCCUGUACUCUGCUGAAAAUAUACACACACCGUUAGCCGAUCCACCGAAUGGCGACGGUUGUGCACCUAAGUAAGAACAAGAUAAAGAGCAAGAAGGCUGGCGGGAAAAACUAGCAAAAAAAAUAGGAAAAAACAGAAGUAUGGAAAACUGAGAAGAAAUAGAUUAAGCAAAAAUAACAAAGAUAAGCAACUAACUAAAAGGAAAAAUGGAAAGGGUGAUGAUGACGAUGAUGAUGAUGAUGACGACGACCACGACGACGAUGAUGAUGAUGAUGAUGAUGAUGAUGAUGAUGAUGAUGAUGAUGAUGAUGAUGAUGAUGAUGAUGAUGAUGAUGAUGAUGAUGAUGAUGAUGUCAGGAGUUUUCAUUACCAAGGAAGGUGUGGAUGUACUACGUGGGCUUACUAUGAUUAA
Molecule: messenger RNA, 9329 nt
Organism: Spirometra erinaceieuropaei
Lineage: Eukaryota; Metazoa; Platyhelminthes; Cestoda; Diphyllobothriidea; Diphyllobothriidae
Source: the annotation of a GenBank genome assembly